Messenger RNA from Trichomonas vaginalis G3, 1116 nucleotides. Its product is annotated as glycine-rich protein family. The record is from RefSeq and is a predicted model, not a curated record. NCBI's taxonomy places the organism in Eukaryota, Parabasalia, Trichomonadida, Trichomonadidae. The transcript has a single exon. The coding region runs from base 1 to 1116 and encodes 371 amino acids.
AUGCUCAAAUACAAACUUGUAAAUGAAAGUAAAGUAGGUGCUCAAAUCAAUGUUACAACAGAUAUUGAUCAAUAUUUUUUCGAUUAUCCCUGCACUAGUAGCUCUGAUUGUACAGAUUAUGAAGUCGCAUUAUCCCCUGGUCUUUACAAAUUCGAACUUUAUGGUUCAUCAGGUGGCAGCCUAAACGGUGUCACCUCAUAUAGAUUUCCUGAUGGCAGCUGCAUUUCAGAAGAAAUCGUUAAUCGAUAUCGCGGAAACACCCAAUGUCGACAUCACGCGAGUGUUGGUGGUGCAGGAGGAUACAUUUCAGGUAUUAUCCUUUUAAGGAAAUCAACACUCUCGUAUAUAACCAUUGGGGGCAAAGGAACUGUUAAUAAAGAUACUACAUGCUAUCAUGAAAUAAGAUGUUUCGAACAAAAUCUUUAUUCUCCAGGAGGAUAUGGAGGCGGAGGUAGUACGCCUGCACAUCCUACCGUUGGAUCAGGAGGUGGCCAGACUGCUGUGAAGUUCAUAGAAAACAAUUUGUGGCAUCGAGUAAUUGUCGCUGGUUCAGGCGGCGGUGCUGAUAACAUCUAUGGAAAUUUUCAGGGUACUGAUGAUGGUUCAGGAGGUUCAGGAGGCGGCUUGAUUGCACAGGGAUGGUUUGAGAAUGGAACUUAUAAGAAUGACUAUUUUGCAAACUCCACAUUCGGAUUUAGUUUUGGAUUUGGAGAAGCUGCUCAAUUAUAUGGCUCUAAGAAUGUAAAUGGUGUUCAUAAAUACUCUUCUACUAGCGAUAAAUCAGGCUCCGGGAGCGGAUGGUUUGGAGGUUUUGCUAGUCAUGAUCCAGACUCUGGUUCUGGGGGAGGCUCUUCAUGGGCUUUAUCUAAAGAUGCAAUUAUUCCACCAGGAAAAAUCAAUUCGGUAGACGACUUUUUCACCUCUAUCGGAAGUUAUGAAUAUGCAUUUUCAAAAACAGAUUAUUUAUUUUCUAACGUUAUUCAUCAAGCUGGCAUUUGGGAUGGUAAUGGUCGAGUAAUAAUCACAAUCCUUCAAUAUGAAGUAUGUCCCACCUAUAAAAACUUUUUUAAUCUUAAUUUCCUUUUGCCUAUAUAUGUAUUUUUGCUUUCGAAAUAA